GUUGGCUAGGCUUGUCAGGGAACGUUGUUCCUGACACGCACGUGUGGACUAUUUAUGCUGAUUCAGUUAUCCAGAUUCUUUAAAGAGUCGACCGGGUUGUUGGAGUGUAUUUCUGUGUUGCUGCUCCGCAGAAAAAACGUCCAUUCCAUUAUUUUUGCUAUAUUUUAUAGAUUUGAUUAAGUCAUAGUGUGUCAAUGAAGGAUCGCAAUCCUGUGUUGGUAGCAGCUGUGCUGGCGCUGCUGCUUCUUGACACUGGGCGGGCACAGUAUUUUUUGGGUGAAAAUGGUCAAGAUCCGAUGAAUCAGGGUCCAAUCGGUCAAGGUCAGUUUGGGCAGGAUCAGAACGGUCAAGGUCAAGGUGGAACGGGUCAAAGUCAGUUUGGACAGGGUCAGAAUGGUGAAGGUCAGGUGGGACAAGGCUGGACAGGUCAAGGAUCUUUUGGACAGGUUCAAAGCGGUCAAGGAUAUUUUGGGCAGGGUCAAAGCAACCAAGGUCAGUUUGGACAGGAUCAAAACGGUCAAGGUCAAGGUGGAACGGGUCAAAGUCAGUUUGGACAGGGUCAGAAUGGUGAAGGUCAGGUGGGACAAGGCUGGACAGGUCAAGGAUCUUUUGGACAGGUUCAAAGCGGUCAAGGAUAUUCUGGGCAGGAUCAAAGCAACCAAGGUCAGUUUGGACAGGAUCAAAACGGCCAAGGUCAAGGUGGAACGGGUCAAAGUCAGGUAGGACAGCCAGGACAAAACCAGAAUAAUCAAAAUCAGAACUAUCAAAGUUUUUUUAACCAAUAUCAGAAUAGUGAGGUUGUAGAUCUUGGCCAGAUAGGACAAAACAUCAACCUUGACGACAUUGGUCAACAACUUGCUGGACAGGGUCUGGAUCUUGGACAGUUAACGCAAACCCUGAAUGGUCAGAAUGGAAACAUCCAAAACGGUCGUCUCGUCAACACUCAGAUCGUCAGAGGAGAGUUAACACAAAUCCGUGGAACCAACGCAUUUGCUAUUAUUGUAAACAACCCAGGGAUGACUGUGAUGAUCCAAAAUAUGGCCGUUGCUGCGGUGAAUACCAUUAAGGAGCAGGAUAUGAUGUUCUACCUGGCGGGUGUUGACACAACGGAAACGGCAUCAACUACAGCGAUGAAGGCGAGGUUCACGGCAACGAAGGAGAAGGCUGUUGAGAUGGGGAAGGAGGAGAGGGUGAAGAAUGUUCUCAUGGACGACCUUAUUGGCAUACUGAAUGUCCCCAAGGUUCAGAUGGCGAGUGUCAUGGACUCCCUGUUAGGGCAACUAGGGGUCGACGUGAAGGGUCUGGAGACACAGGAUGACAACUGCGACCAGUUCAUUAACAUCGAGUGUAACGUAUCAUCUCCAUAUCGCACCAUGGACGGCAGCUGUAACAACCUCAGGAAGCCUCUGUGGGGAAGAGCGUUUAUUCCCUUCAGGAGGUUUCUAGAACCAGCCUAUGACGAUGGUGUUUCCUCCCCGAGGCGAACUGCUAGGAGUGGAAAUCUGUUACCCAGUGCAAGAGAAGUGAGCUUCAUGGUCCACGAAUCUGAUGAAAAAAUCGACGUCCAGGCUGCAGCGUCGCAUCUGUUGAUGCAGUUUGGGCAGUUCCUUGACCACGACAUCACCAGCACCCCCAUACAGUCGGGUGUCGACGGGUCCCAUGUCCGUUGUUGCACAGAGGACCUCAGUGAAGAAAGCAAGGCCAAGAUCAACAUGAAUCCUGAAGACAGAGAUAUCUGCUUCCCCAUCACUAUCCCUGAGAAUGAUCCUAUGUUCAAGCCCAGGACAUGUAUGAGCUUUGUCAGGUCCAUCCAGAUAUCCAACACCGACUGCAGACUGGCUCCAGCAGAACAAUUAAACCAGAUUACAGCCUACAUCGACGGUUCUAUGGUGUAUGGUUCUUCCUUGGCUGAAAUGAGGACUCUCAGAGCCUUUGAUAGGGGCCUGCUAAAGACGUCAGCCAAUGACCUUCUGCCGGAAGACAAAGAACCAAGUUGUCGAAAGGAGAGUGCAAAGGAUUACUGCUUUAAGGCUGGUGACACCCGCGUUAACGAACAGAUGGCCUUGGCGACCCUCCACACUAUCUGGGUCAGGGAACACAACCGUAUGGCGAAGGAGCUUGGCAGCCUCAACCCUUCUUGGGAUGACGAGAGGUUGUUCCAGGAGACCAGGAAGAUCGUGGGCGCCAAGAUUCAACAUAUAACCUAUAAAGAGUUUCUGAGGAAGGUUCUCAACGGAAACAUUCUCAAUGCAUUCGAUAUUAACCCCAAAAUUGUUGGCUUCCAAGACACGUAUGACCCGAGAAUAGAUGCAAGCAUAAGGAAUGGAUUUGCUGGUGCAGCUUUCAGGUUCGGACACUCCUUGGUGAGGACCAUGUUUUCCCAGAUGAAUAAUGACUAUCGAGGACAUGAGGACUUGAUGCUCAGCCGGAGUUUCGGCAAUACCUCCUACGUCAUCAAGGACAACGGCGACGGUAUCAACAAAAUAGUCCGUGGUCUUGUCACAGAUAACAUCAAUAAGUUUGACCGCUACAUGACUCCACAGCUGACUCAACACCUAUUUGAAGAUGGAGUUGGUCAUAGGCUUGACCUCGCGGCUCUCAACAUCCAGAGAGGCCGUGACCAUGGGUUGCCUAGCUACAAUGAAUGGCGGAAGUGGUGUCAACUUCCGGUGGCUAGAAGUUUUAGUAAGGGCCAGGGCGGACUUGUGGAUCUUCCCCAAGAUGCUAUAGACAAGCUCAGAGAUGUUUACGAGCACCCUGAUGACAUUGACCUGUUUGCUGGUGGCAUGUCUGAGAAUCCCAUCAAAGGUGGAAUAGUUGGGCCCACCUUCGCUUGUAUCUUGUCUCACCAGUUCAAGGCUCUCAGGGCUGGCGACAGAUUCUUCUAUGAUCGGGAUGAUGAAACCACGGGGUUUAAAAAAGAUCAAAUUAACGCCAUCAAGGUGACCACCAUGGCCAAGGUUAUAUGUGACAACACGGACGUUGAGGCAAUGCAACCUGAUGCAUUCUUUGUCGUCAGAAACAGGAAUCAGCGAGUGAGCUGCGAUGAGCUGACCCAGGCGCCAUUGGUGGCCUGGGCUGAGGACCCGGAUGUCCGGAGGCAGGGAUCUCAAACAUGGCAAAUCAGCAACAGACUCGCUGAAACGAAAAGAAAUAACAACCUCGACUGUUCAAAGAGCAUUUAUAAAUUGUUUUCGAAGUACCUUUGUAACAAAUGAACUCGUACUGUUCGAAAACCCUUGCCGUUGAGCAUUUCAAAAAUAUAUAAUAUUACAUAAUAAAUGUGCAUUUCAGAGAAAUUUUGUUAUUUUCUGGACGAAAUCGAUGUUAUAUACAAACGUAUCACAGGUAAUGUGAGAAAUAUGCCUACGAUGUGUCAUUCGGUCGAAGGGAGGCAACUCUUGUUACCUUCGUCACACAUGCACUAAAAAAUGUUUGUGACUUCGUGAUCUUCUUCAUGACAAAAUUAGUUCAAUGUUGAUGUGAUUAUUGGAUUGAAAAUUUAUUACUUGGUGUGAUUAAAAGACGUUUCGACUCA
This is a messenger RNA of Haliotis rubra (blacklip abalone), 3538 nucleotides long. Its product is annotated as peroxidase-like. Gene Ontology annotation, biological process: response to oxidative stress. Gene Ontology annotation, molecular function: heme binding; peroxidase activity. NCBI's taxonomy places the organism in Eukaryota, Metazoa, Mollusca, Gastropoda, Lepetellida, Haliotidae. The coding region runs from base 195 to 3218 and encodes 1007 amino acids. The record is from RefSeq and is a predicted model, not a curated record. The transcript is spliced from 13 exons.